AUGUUCCAGGCCACGGGACCCGCCAGCCCACCCCCAACUCAUGAGGCAAAGAACAACUCAGGAGGCAGCACGGUGCAGCGCUCCAAGUCCUUCAGCCUGAAGGCGCAAGUGAAGGAGAUGUGCACUGCCUGCCAGAAAACCGUCUACCCCAUGGAGCGGCUGGUGGCGGAUAAAUUCGUCUUCCACAACGCCUGCUUCUGCUGCAAGCACUGCCACACCAAGCUCAGCCUGGGCAGCUACGCGGCGCUCCACGGGGAAUUCUACUGCAAGCCCCACUUCCAGCAGCUCUUCAAGAGUAAAGGCAACUACGACGAGGGCUUCGGGCGCAAGCAGCACAAGGAGCUGUGGGUGCACAAGGAGGUGGAGAGUGGGACCAAGUUGGCAUGAGCGGGGCCAGCCCACCCCUCCCUGGAGCCCAGCAGAGACGGCACGGAGCAGUGCUGA
Molecule: messenger RNA, 444 nt
Organism: Phaethon lepturus (White-tailed tropicbird)
Lineage: Eukaryota; Metazoa; Chordata; Aves; Phaethontiformes; Phaethontidae
Gene: LIMD2
Product: LIM domain containing 2
Exons: 4
Biological process (GO): actin filament bundle assembly
Cellular component (GO): plasma membrane; actin cytoskeleton
Molecular function (GO): actin filament binding
Source: RefSeq, a predicted model, not a curated record